CUUUCCGGAUCGUGUGUGGUGCCGCAGUUGGUGCGCGCUUCUCUCGGUGAAAACGAAUUAUCCGCGGGUUCCUAUGCGACCCGUGCAAGCAGAACUGCAGGAUUUUUGCCGCUCGCAAUUUUCCAGCAUAUCCUUCACACUCCUUCGUUGCGCCACUCGCUCGUGCUGCCUGCGGAUCCAACGUACAUCUGACGACGAGAAAUCACGGGAGUGCGUCCUUUCAGUUCUCGCGGCGGGACGCGCAUUUUCAUCCUUCGCGGAGGCGACUGCAGGAAGUCUAUACGAGAACAGGAUGGAGUAGCGCACGAGGUGCGAGAUUUCCGAUAAUCGAACAGAUCGACUGACCUCCAUUCGCGGGUCGCAAGACAUCUAGUGGUGGAGUGUGCGUCGGUCAAAGCGCCGAGAAAAACUGCGGUCGGGAAAUUGCGAUCGGAUUGUCGCGUCGAUCUCGCGUCGCUUUUCAUUUUCCUUCUCGCGCGCGCGUUCUUCUCGCCGUGUAUCUCACGGGAUUCCGGCUUCCCGUUGGCAUCAAAGGGACGCCGUUCGCCUUCAGGAUUUCGUUACUUCGAGAGGACGGUGAUCUGGGAAUGAGUUCGCGAGUCGCGCGUAAUCGGGAAGUAACGUCGUCGAUGAUGCGAACGAGACGCACGGCCGGAUAAUGCGUCGCGAAGCGAUCCCGCGGAAUCAUCGUUACGACAUCGCCCGAGGGGAAGGAUGCAGCACGGCAAAGGUGGAUAGAAGACGCCGAACGUUCGACAAGGUUUAUGUGCAGGCCGGCGGCAUCUCGGUACCGGACCGCGAAAUCGCACGGCUACGAUAAGAAGCAGAAGUGGAGACGGACAAGUGUGCGGAAGGGUACGCGGUCCAUACCCGGCCCGCCAUCCUGGCGGCAUGGUCCUUUGGGCCACAAUACUAAUCCUCCAAGGAGCUGGAUUCGUAGGCUCGGUGACAGGCAUUCCCGGCGUCCCGGAAAACAUAACGGUGAUGUUCCUGAACCCGACGUCCGUGCGCGUGUCUUGGAGCACCAGUCAGGUCGAGCAGGUCGAGAAAUACGACGUGACGUACAAGCCAACCGACGCCAGGGUGGUGGCGGUGGUCGCAGGAAACAGCGAAGCGGUUACUUUGAGCGGCCUCCGGGCUGAUACGCAAUAUCAGCUGGUAGUAACCGCCGUGAGAGCCGGAAAGAAGUUUCGAAGUCGACCGAUCGUCUUCCGUACACUCGGUAAGCUUUGCCUUCCUAAGCUUUACCUGUCUCCGGCGUCACGGUCACAGGCGAGAGAGCCACCACGCACGUCCCCGCAGCAAGAUGCAGCGGUAACCGGUGGUCCUCUUCCACCACCUCCACCGUCCUCGCAACAACCUCAACCGUAUAUACAAAUCCGCGGCGUCGAGGUGGGCAUAGUAGUGUUAGUGCUGAUAGUCUGGGCGGGGGCGAUCGCGCUCUUCUUCAAUCGCUGGGGCAAGAUCCGCAUGUUGCUGCCGUAUCAGCCGGACUACAAGGAGCAACUCAAGGUCCCCGGCACCGGCGUGUGCGCGGCCGCGAACGCCGCGUACACGCAACACCCGACGCAGCACGCGUGCUCUCAGCAUCUGCACUGGUCGAGCCAUCACGUGGACUCCUUAGACAGCGGCGGAGCUUUAGGCUGGCCGAGAACAUCGAGGCCACGCGUGAACAGCGCCAUCGACGUAGCCGGCUUCCUAUCCCAGGAAUUCCUCCGACGCCACGGCUCCACGUCGAAGUUGUGCCGUAAGGUUCGCAGUGCAGAUAACUUACCUCUCGCGUCAACGAAUCGCCAGCAAGACCCACGUAGGAACUCCAAGGACAUCGAGGGCGCCGAGGGCGACCGCGAGUCCUUCCUAAAGCCGAGCCAGGACGACAAGUCCGACGAUCAGGACUCGAGGAGGCAGAGCAGCCUCGACAGCGCGCCGAAGGACAAUACGGAAACGUCGCUGUUGGAUCCCAGUAAUCAGCAGCCCUCUUCGAGGGAUUCCCCGGUGGCGUCUUCGUCGUUGGUCGCCAGACGUUUCGGAGGAUGGCGCAGUAGCGGAAAUCACGAGUACGUCAGAUGCCCAGUGCGACAGCCUGCUUCCAUGGACGAGCGGUGUUAUCGGCGAUCUUACGAUUCCGAGGCCACUCGUCCGUCCUCGCGGUACCAUCACUACCAUCGGCGCGCGGACGCCGAGCGGCACUCGAAGAGCUGCGACUACACGCGCCGCCCUACGGAGUCGAGCAUCGAGGUGCAGCACUUCGGCCUGCCGAUUCUCAGCGUGAGCGAGCCGAGCCCGCCGGACGAGAGCGAGCGCGUCGACGACUACUUGUAGGACUUGCUUGCCGAGGACUUCCUGAAGGAGCUCCUCGUGUAAACCGUCCGCGACUCCCGUACUUCGCCUCGCCGCCCAACGCUGGGCUCGCCGUUGAUCGCGAGUCGCGACCGGACGUUUGACCCUUUGCCUCCUCUUCUUGCCUUCUUCUCUCUUUCUUUCACUCCUUGUGUCCUCAUCCCUUCGAGCAAUCGCGGCAUUGUCGCUGCGUACCUUCUUUGGGGAAUCGCAAACGACCCAAGUAAGUACAGAUAAGGAGAGGGAAAGAGAGAGAGAGAGAGGGGGAACAAAGAGAGAGAAAGAGAGUGUGUGUGUAUAUGUGUGUGUGAGAGCAACCUGCCUCUACUCCUUCUAACCGAUACUCUCGUGCGUGUUGUACUUUAGAGAAAAGUUCGAAGGUUAUAAAUAUAUUUGCUACUCGUAUCUCGUAGGAACUCCGCGCGCUCGCGUCUCCCACGCGGAUCUCGUUCAUAUCCAGCAACGCUGGCUAUCGUUCGCACGAUAGCCUCUCGGUAAAUCCAUAUCUCUAUCCGCGUUGACCCCCGCGAAAUAAUCGGGCGCGUUCGGCCCGCGUCCUACGAAAAAAAAAAGGGAGAAAGCGAAAAGCCCACGUGCGAGUGCGCGAGCGUCCGCCAUUGAGACGUACGCGUCUCGGCGAUUCCCCGGUCGCUUCGAUAUUGCUAAGUGGCUCGAUUCGACGCCUUUGAGGCUCCCCGGAGGACGCGUCCCACGCUCCCGAGGAUCGCGUUCAGAUCUGCCGCGCGCUCGCUCUUCACUUUUUUACCUGACGAUCCGGUAAGUGCAACGGCAGGAUAACGAGCGUUUCGAGCACGCGCUCGUUCAGUUACACUCCACCCGAACGAAGAGCGUGCACCGAGAGGAAAAACGUCGGGUGUCCGUGACUGCAUUCGCACAGUGAAAGAACCCAUAGUCGGAAAAUCUAUUUUUGUAGCGAGUGUUUAUCGAUAGUUAAUCUUAGCGAAGGUAGUAACUUUACAUACAUAUUUUUGCUGCUGUUACUCUUUUCUUUGUCAGAACGACACGAAUUGACAAAUUUUUCCGGUUUCUAAUUCGGAAGAUUCAUGUAGAUUCUGAUUGGAAGUGUAAUGUUUCCAACGUACGAUUCUAAGGAAGGUGGGAAACAUAAAUACGGCGCGCAUUAUGGAAGAUGUUAGGAAUGGAUUUCGAUCGUAAUCAUUUUGUCUUCCCUAGAACACGAUAGAAAACACAAUCGAAAUUUGGGGAGUAAUUGAAUAAUUCCGAUCGGCGUCCAUUUCGAGCGAUUUCAUAAUACGUGCACAAAUCCUACUUGAUCAUUCCCAACAUUUCCCCGAAGAUUUUUUCUGCUUUCCAUUUUACAUUACGAUUGGACGAAAUGUAUGAAACAAUUUAAAUGUUUACACUUUACAAGUACACACACACACACACACACGUCUCUCGAUUCUGGCGAUGAUAGUCGCAACGCACAGCCAAUCAGUAUCGCGGAAAAGAAGGUUUAUCCCGUGUUUGGGAUAACUUUGGGUAUUCUAAUCGGAAUCUAUACUGAACAUGGGAAGAUCCGGGAAAUUUUCUACGCGGGAAGGAGAUAUAGCCGAGAAACUGGCUAUAAUUUUAACGAGAUUUUUUUCUCUCAGUGUACGCGGACGCGCGAACACCUCCUCCCGCCUCGCGCGUUCCCUCGAUCCCCGGGACAUCUAUUAUGGAAUUGUUCGGAAAGAUUUCCGAUCGGAAUCGUUCGAUCACUCCUCAGAAAACACAAUAGAAGAAAUCUAUGAUUGAGCGAUUCCGAUCGGGAAAUCUUUCCGAGCAUUUUCACAACAGGCGCCCAGAUCCGGUCUCUCCUCUCUUCGUCGUUUUCGCCAGUUCUUACGUUAUUUCCUUUCACACGCGAAGCUCGCCGACGGUCGCGAACGCGUCGUCGAAAGAUCUCGAGAUAACGCCGCGACACGGUGGCGAUCAAUCGCGCGUGUACAACGGCUGCAAUCGCCAAUGGAUCUCGCGUAUCGCGACUGCGAUGAAGACAAAUGAUUGUGGCCAGCCGUUCAACGGCGUCAUCAGCCCUUUAACACCAGGUAAAUCAGGAUAGCAUAGUUCCAGUGCACCGGAAAAAAAUCUCAGUUUUCCAGGCAGCGGAAAAUUCAGUCACACCAACGCAGUUGUUUUUCCGUGUUGGGGCGCAAAAUUGAGAAAAAUGAUCAAUCGUUUUUCACGGACACGGAGAAGCUGCUGGCUCCGGAGCCGAAGUGAAAAGGCGACAUAUGCGCCGAGGACUCACCACGAGCUCACCGAGCCUACAAAUCGCGUUUGUAAUAUGCGUACAUUUCUCAUCUCGCGACAAGCCCGACGCGUCUCGGGGAGAGCUUAUUCCGCGCGAAAGACUUGAGGAUAACGUAACGCCUGGGCGCCAAGUGUCGGUGAGCCCGGAUGAAUUAUGUCUACGUCGCCGCGACGUGUCACUCGCGCCGCCGGCUCCGUGGCUGAAGAGAGACGAACGCGUGGUCGUGAGUACUCGCAACGUCACGAGCAAUCGCGACGCUACAUCGCCCGCCGCCAUGCACUCGAGCGCAAUUAUCCAGCUAACUUAUUUAUCUAGCAAAAUGAUCUGGCUGUUAGAAGAAGUGACCGUUAUAUUAUUGAUUAGUAAUGAAUUGGACACAAAUUUAGAUUUACGUUAUACGCGAUGCUCGUAUAAAAAAAACGGAACUUGGAAUUCGAAGGGCAUUUUUAACGUUCACGUUACGCAUUCAGAAUAGCCCAAAUAUUAAGACGCAAAGAGCGAUUGCAAGUGAACUGUAAGAUUCGUUGUCUUCCUCUCGAGAGAAAGAGAGAGGAUUUCGAAAGUUCUUCUCGAGGGAGCGAUAGAUCACGUGACGCGUGCGACAGAUUCGUACGAAGGUCGGCGACGGGUUGUUCGGAAUUUUUAAUAGCGUGAUAUCACCGCGCCAUAUCGUAUGAUUAAGGAACUCCGUCUCCCUCUCUCCCCUACCCUCCCCUAAAAUAAUCAGAAUGAGUCGCUGACACGUGCCUCAUCACCGCCGAUCUCUCUCGACUUCGCAUCUGUGGACCAAUCGUUGCGUGAGGAGAGCGGGACCAUUAAUCGUAGUAAGCGAGAACGCAAACAAUUCGUGAGGAUAGAUUCUGUUCGUCGCGAAUCCACGUGUCUGAGCGAGUAGGACGCGCGAUCGAGUGGAAGAGAAACCGAUUCGACCGCCUGUGUAUCUGAGAAAGAUUACGAGGGGGAUUAUCACGGUGGUUUUCGCCGUCGAAUAGAUCCACAGCCGCAGAAAAUCGGCCAGUUAGUCCGGCGAACGAUGCUAAUGUCGAUUGUGACACCUUUAAAGAUCGCUCGGUGACGAUUAUUUCAUUUCGUCGAACAAUGAAACCGCACGGAGAGAAAUAAUUCGGGGAGGCAGCAAAUUUUACAACGUCCGUAGCAAACGAAUGGAUAUGCAGAAUGCUUUUCCUCCAUGCGACAUUUUCUGUCUUAUGCGAUCGUAUUUUCUCUUAUGACGAUAUUUAUUCUUCGAGCAUGUUUAAUGAGGAAGCUUGCUUUGAAAGUACGUUUCACAACAUCACUUGCAGCCUCGGAGUGAUGAAGUAUCGAGAAAAUUGUGUUCCUGUCGUCACUUGUACAUAUCGUCAGAAUUCUAACGUGGUUUAUACCUCUCAUCGAUGUGCCUCGACCUCUCGAUAUCUCUACGCGGAUGAUUUACAAGUCGUAAAUUUCGAGGAAUCAAUCGACCCACAUCGAUGCGUUUGCGUCUUAUCACGAGCACACUUCGCCGAAAAUUGUCAUAAAAUCACAUUACAUCGUGGUACCCAAGUUUAUCAAAUUAUUAACUUAACGAUGAAACGAGGCAUAUCAACGUCGAUUCAACUUGACUUCGAACUUCUCGAUUAAGCGGUAAAAUCGAAGGAGUUCGAAAUGCAUGACGCGCGUUAAAUUUGAUCUUUCAUUGGUUAUCACCACCUUGUCCACCGCCAUUUUCACAUCAAGAUCUUUGUUCUAAGCCGCUACGAUCCGCAGAAACUGAGAUAUCGACGAUUGUAUGAAGCGGCGCGCUCGAUCGGCGCGCUUUCGGAAUGGAGCCAAUGGCUACGUUCAGAAAGAGAGAAAAGAGAGGAAAAGAGAACUACCGCAAGCUAGUGCAGCCAGUACAGAAAACAGACCCACGGUCGAUGCCACUCACACAAACGCGCCGACAAGUGCAUUCGUGCAACUGCGAAUGGCCGGCGUAGCGGGGAGCGACCAGGCUUGCUGGGGGUCGCAAAGUCGGAGCAAGGCUGCAGUCACUGCGUACAUGACCUACCCUACAGCGGUAGCACCGAAUACCGAUCGAGAGGGCAAAUCGAUAUGAAGUGUCGAUUUUUUUUUUAAUAUAGCAGCAACGUGAAACAAAAAACUUUGAAAAGGGGAAAUCACCGCGUUCCCUAUGAACAUGACGUUCUUCGGAGAAGUAAUGAUUGAUUAGCUGUAUAAAAUACGAGAGACAUGGAAUUUUGUGUCUGAGUUAAGAUGGAAAUUGAUCUAAGAUGGAAACCAACAGGAAAGCUUGGUUCCGAUUUGCGAUGCAGAGCGCUAGUUUUGUGUUCUUAGCGGAUAUAAAACACAAUUUAAGAGAAAAUGAAGUAAUAAUGAAGGAGAAUUUUAUCCUAAUUCUGAUACGCAUUUGGGAAUUAAUUUGUUAAUAAAUUUUGAAUGUCAACUUGUUCCACAAAAUUCUUCCACGGAAAAAAAAUAUACAAAACAAUUCUAGAUAUACGCGUACGUAUAACUCUUGCCAAUUAGUCGUUGUAUUAUUUAAAACUCGUCGCAGGGUGAACGAGCGGCGAACGAGCGACAUUAUCGUCUUUUCCGAACGCGAAAAUAAGAUAUUUCUUUAUUUAUGCCGUAUUCCCUUAAUUAUAGCAUGCGAGGGAAACUCGUGAAGGAAGCGUGCCGAGUUCUCGUUACAACGAACGAAUUUCGAAAUCACGAAUUAUUUACACACACUUCGAUGCUUCUGGUCGUCGUAUCAGGCGCGUCGCCGAAAUAACUUUCGUGAUAAGCGUCGACGAACACCGGCACUCGAUAUUAAACAUCGAGCGUUAAACUUUCAUGUUCACCGUAGAAUUCCGCCAUUGUAACUUAAAUCCACAUCCUCGGAUCGAUAACCCAGAUCGCCCUUGGAUCUUCGGCGCGAACGCUGUCGCACGUGUCGGAGCGAAGGGCCUUCGGUAUACACGGAGAGCGAGCGUUUUUAUCCACAUCAUUCGUCGUAGCGGCUGCGUAAAGAAAAUCGAUAACCUCAACCUUAACUCUUUCGCGAUCGCCUAGAUUGCCGUGUGUUCUCAUUGUCUCGCGCGACGAUCCCGCGCCCGCAGAAGACGACUGCCCAAACGGAACAGAGAAUCCCGAUGACGUCGCACGAAGGGAAAUAAUUUAGGAUGGACGGCAGAUUUUAUGUUAUCAUAGCAAAGAAAUUAAUAUACGGGGGUGUUAAGUACUAUUCAAUAUCUUCGGAAUUGCUUUCUCAGAGGUUAUUUUGUAAAAACAAGUAUCAGACGAACGUGUGUUCAUUUCUUCACAAGAUGACCUGGAAAAUCAAUUCCUAAAAUAUUGAAUGGCACUUAAGAGGCACCCGGUGCAUUUAUUUAUUUACUACGGCAACAGAAAAUUUGUAAUUUCUCUGGAUUAUUUUUUACCUUGCGAAGUAACGAGAAAAUGACUAUAAAAUCUCUUUUUUUUUUACCAUGACUCGAUCAUUUCCUCGUCAUUUCAACAUCAAUUUGACGAAAUCCUGAUUUUGCGUCCUACUCGAGUCAGCGUACGUCCUGAUUGUCAGUGAAGCUCUCGCGAAGCGCGCGACGCCUCGUUAGCAAUAUCGAAUCUCCGAGAAUCGCGAUUCUCCCGAAGACAAACGGGGCAGGGGAGUGAUGACCGACGAUGAAUGAAUCUCCUUAUCACGCUGCGCGACGUAAAAUAUCAUGGGCUUUCAUGUGAAUUAUCUACAACGAUCGUGCAACUCGCACGCCCGUCGCGUCGUCUCUUUCGCGCGCGCGCGCACGCGAAAUUUCUCGGGCCGAGGAGACGACGCGGAUGCGUCGAACAUCGGCACGGGAAACUUGGAACCAGCGGCCCGUGGCCGCCUAAAUUUUAUAUGUAUUUCAGUUUAUAUAUAUACAUACAUAUGUACGCUUACGUAUCUUACGAACACUUCACGUAUCACGAACUAGUCGGCGGAAAGGUGACGAUACGAUGCUUUCAAUCUCACCCCGGCAGAAAGAGAGAGAGAGAGAGAGAAAUGUAUUCUCUGGAAAUGAAUAUCCAUAUACGUCGAAGUUCAUGCCGGGAUUCAUCAGCGCCUCGAAUUGUGUAUGGUAUUUACGUCUGACAUUUUCCGCGCGCAUUGAUCGUGCUUAUUCCUCUCCCCCAUUACACAUUGAUGUCACCUGCCAUGUUUAUCUCACUUAUUAUUUAUUUACCAUUUUAUUGUUGCAUCCGUUUCGCCGUGAUUCGACGCGGAAAACGAUCGUGUCAUUUGGACGGUAAAACGAGCGAGAUGCGAUAAAGCGUGGAUCGUUAUUAUCAUGCAAUGUAUUUAAAUUAAAACGACGAUGAACGAUGAAUCGUUUCCAACGGAGAGGAAGAGGUACGGACGGUGAAGGUGGAUCGAAGCAUGAACUUUGCGCACACACGCGACACACACAAAGACGCACGCGUCUACACACGAAGAGAUCGGAAAGGAUUCAAUUACCUCCAAGCGAUUGAUAAUUAUAGCUUUAAACGAAGAGACCAAAUAAUUAGAGUCCAUAUUCUCUUACGAAAGGGGCAGUCUUAGGGGGACCCGAAUUAAGCAAUUUUACAAAGAAAGAGUAUCCGUCUAAGAUUACUAUAUCCUCUGUACAUAUAUAUAUAUAUAUACAUAUAUAUAUAUAUAUAUACGUACAUACCUUUAUGUAGUAUUAGAAUUCCGAUCAUGUUGAUACGCAGCACCGGAAAGUCGCGCGAGCAAUCGUUCGAUCGAUCGAGGGUGCGGGGAUUGUGAGGGGGAAACUUUGUGCGUUUCCACACAUUAAUAUAGCGAAGAUUCCAACCUCUGUCGCCGUCGUAACGUCGAGUGCUCCAGCUGUAUAUAAUGACAAGAGGCACGCUCUCUAUCUCGCGUGCGUCGUGUUCGGCGGCUGUGUAAGUUAGUCUCCCAAGUAAUAAGCAUUGCUUCUACUUUACCAUUUGCGCGAGCGAACACUGUGGCAUAUAUAUAUAUAUAUAUAUAUACACACGAACACGGCAUAGUGUGACGUUCUCAGCGUGGUAGUCAGUGACCGUAGUGGCCGUUCUCAGAUCUUAGAAGCGUAAGAACUGUCGGAGAUGUGUCUACACUUAGUCGAGACGUAAGAUAUAACGUGUCGUUUGUACGACCCCAGCAGACACAGCACAAGUUUCUAAAAGAUCUUAGACUUCUGAAGGACACCCAAAAAACGUCUUAUAUUUUUUAGACAUUUCUCAGAGAGGUCUUUAAGGAGGGUAAAAAUGUUUGAACUUGCGAGAAGUCAGUAAAGGGCGAUAAGUAAAGGGCGGGUAAAAUAAGUCAAUUUUGGUCUAAUAAAUGGAAUCUCUUUUAUGCAUAUCUUUUUAUAUUUUUCGACAUGCUGAAUCAUUUGCAAAUGUUAAUUUCAAGCCAAAUUGACGGGAAAAUAUUGUACAUCGCAUCCAAAGUAACAUAGUUUCGUCGAGAUCUGAAUCAAAAACUCAAGAAUACAUCAUAUUUUCUUACCUUCUAUUUCUCUUCCUAUUAUCUCUCAUCGCACUCCUCUAUUUUUAUUUAACCUAACAUCACCCAUCCAUCAGUUCAAACCUUCUUAUCUCCUUGAAACGUCUUUCGCAAAUUUGUGCUGUCUGGGACGGUACAAGUCAUCCGCGAGAUUCACAGUCGAGAAAGACAGAAUAUGUGUGUGCGUGAGAGUGAGAAAGAGAGAGAGAGAGAGAGAGAAAGGGAGAGAGAGAUUUUAUGUUUCUUACAGAAAUGGGAUAAACAUUAUUUUUCACAGAUUUAUAAGCUAUAUAUAUUUUCUUAACAAUGUCGCGCGCGCGUCAAGGAAUCAUCCCGCCUCGCAGAAGAAAGAACGAAAGGAAACACCCUCGAAUCUACGGAGAUAAAAGCUCUCUUUGUAUAUAUGCGCACCCUCUAUCAUCGACGGACCUGUUGUGUACGCCUAAGGACUUAUCGAGCGGAAGUGCGGUGAAAAACGCAGCCAACGAGACACGCGCCGCCACGAUUAUCCAUCCGACAACAACUACCCCCCGGUUCCCUUUCUUUCCUCGAUGCGUCGGCGCGACGGAGGGCUGCGCGCCGAGCGUCUCGCGCUCCACGCGUAAAUUCGAUGUGUAUAUUUGCAUGUAAAUAUCUCUCUGUAUUCGGCGUAGCCGGGGCGGCGAGGGGUCCUCCUCUUCGCCGUCCGAUCGCGACUGAUCGCGCGCGAUCCUCUUCUCCUCGAUCGGAGAUACCUCGACGGGAUCCGCGAGCGAGCGAAGACGAAGGAGAAGACGAAGAUGAAACGAAAGAAAAUAAAAGAACACAUCCUCGGUGUAAUACCCAGCGAACACCGCGAGCGUAGAUUUUAAGGUCCGUCAAUUCGUGACAUGCUAUAAAUUCUAAACCUGUGAUUUAUCGAGUCUAACUUUAGGGAUUAGCUUUAAAGCUCUUGGUAGUGCGAGCCAGAUGAUGAUAUACGCGAUCUGCGCGAUCUUAACUACUCUAUAUACAUAUUAUACAUACGAUGAAUCCGUACACUCUCUCUCUCGACUUACAGACAUAUCGUAUAUACUACCACUCUGCACGCUCCGUUGUAAUUAACGUAGGAACAAAGGGACCGUUGAGCCGAGCGCUGAUCCUUAAUCAAUAUGAUAAGCGCGUGAAAUUAACACUCGAGUCCUAGUAUCUUGGGGAAUCGGCAGACUCCGUCGGGUUCCCGUCGAAGUUGCACUUUGGCUUCCCGUGCGAAGGAGCGACGACAGGUGAAAACUGUGUACAUUUUUCCACGGACCAAAGUAACAUCGUCUGUUUUGCGCGCCUGUAAUUUUGUUUUCUCUCUCUUUUCUUUUCUGUUCAAGUCCUCACCGUUACACGAUUAGACGAUCACUCGCUCGCAGGAGCUCACCCGUCAUGCUGGUUAAGGAUUAAAGUGUAUUUUUCCAAACGA
Messenger RNA from Dinoponera quadriceps, 11505 nucleotides. RefSeq lists its product as uncharacterized. Bases 892 to 2322 code for a protein of 476 amino acids. The record is from RefSeq and is a predicted model, not a curated record. NCBI's taxonomy places the organism in Eukaryota, Metazoa, Arthropoda, Insecta, Hymenoptera, Formicidae. Gene Ontology annotation, molecular function: protein binding. The transcript has 12 exons.